Messenger RNA from Pediculus humanus corporis (human body louse), 4821 nucleotides. Its product is annotated as woc protein, putative. Lineage: Eukaryota; Metazoa; Arthropoda; Insecta; Psocodea; Pediculidae. The coding region runs from base 1 to 4821 and encodes 1606 amino acids. The transcript is spliced from 11 exons. The record is from RefSeq and is a predicted model, not a curated record. Gene Ontology annotation, molecular function: zinc ion binding.
AUGGAUAAAAAAAGUGAUCAGGAUUUGGUAAAUGUUGAUAAUGAAAAGUUGCAAACAAGGCAAGAGGAAAUACCGCCGGAAAAUUCGACUGAAAAUAAACCUGAAAAUGUUAAUUUUAAUAAAGAAACAGAGAGCUCAUUAACUUUAUCAACUGAAUUACAACAAAAUAUUCUUAAUUACAAUGGGGCCGUUGAUAAUUUACCAAAAAAAGAUUUUAAUAGCGAAUGUGACAGUGAUAAUUUACAAUGUUCUGAAACUGAAAGUGAAAAAAAUAAAAAUGAAUUAUUAUUAAAUAUUCAUGAUAAUGAAAUUACAACACUAGUUACUAAAGACAUGGAAGCAGAAAAUUCUAAUGUUCAAAUAACUGAAAAUAGUAGUAAAACUUGUGAAAAAUUAAAUUUUGAGAGUGAUACAGCAGUUCAAAAUAAAGGUGAUUCCAGUUUUGAAAAAAGUAGUGAAAUAAUAGCACAGGAAAAUUUAACUGAAAAUGAUAAAUCAAAGGAAAUUUGUGAAAAUUUAAAUAUAUGUGAAAACCAAAAUAAUGAUUCUGUCAAUCUUGAAGCUAAUAGUUUUAAAAUAUCAGGUAAUUUGGAAAACGAAAAACAGAGCCUAGAAAAUGAUGAUUUAGGAGAGCAAACCAUUGAAAUAAGAAAUGAAAAAAAUAAAUCUUUGGAUUUUAAACCAGAAGAAAAUCAAAGUAUUGAUAACUUAGAAAAUGAUAAGGGAACAUCUUGCAAAAAUUUAGAAUUAGACCUAACUGGGAUAAAUGAAAAUGAGGUAAAUUCUUUAACUAAGUCAAAUGCUUCAAGUGAAAAUUUGUGUUUACAAAGUGAUAGGCAAGAAAUUUCUACAAAUAUAGACUCAGAGGAAACAAAAGACUUAAACAACUCUACUGUUACUGUUCAAUUAUCACCUGUAGUACAUGCAGAAAAUAAUGAUUGUACAAAAAAUAGUAACAGCAGUACAAAGUUAUCAGAAGAUAUACAAGAAGAAGAAAGUAUUUUACAAAAUUUUAAUUCUAACAAUGUGGAAGGUGAAAUAAGAUGUGAAAAAGAAGAUGGAAUUAAUAAUAAAAAAGAUCAUGAAGGAAAUGAUGUUAUAGACCCUGAAAUUGUCAAUUGUAAUGAUAUUGAACUUGUAGAUUUGAAUGAAGGGGAUUUAUCAAGAGAAAAAGAUAUUAAUAGGAUUGAAAUUGAUUUAAAAGAGAGGUGUUCUGUAGAUGAAUCUACUAAUGAAGAAUUUUUAUGCGAUAUUUUAGAAAGCAGGGAAAAUGCUAAAAAUAAAAGUCAAGAAAUACAAGUUAAUUUUGAUCCAAUAGAAGAUGUAAUGGUCGAAGAAGUAUAUCAAGAAAAUUCUGAAGAUGAAAGCACAGUGGAAAAUAUAAACAAAUUGGUGAAUAAUAGUACAAAAAUUGAAAUUGAUGAAAACAUUUGCAUCAUACCUGAUAAUUUUACAUCUAAAUCAUCCUCUGAUUUUUCUCAAAAUAAAUUAUCUGCAUCUGAUGAUAAUGAAAAUGGAAGUAAAAAUAAUGUUAAAAGUCAUAUUUCAGUUCUUAAUAAUGAAGAAAUAAAAACAAAAUUUGAAAAGAAGGCAUCUGAUAGUAAUGAGAAUUCGAAACCUAGACCUACUAGAAAUGCAGCUAAAUUGGCGGGAAAUAAAAUAAAAUCUUUGGUUUUAAAUGAUUUUAAUUCUGAAGAUUGUAAUAAUAAGGUAAAAGGAGAAGAAGAGGAUCAUGCACCAGCUGAAGAAUCUCUCAAGAUGUGUGCUCAAUGUAAUGAGGUAAAAUGUUGGAAGUUUUUAAUGGUUCACGAAGGAAUAAAUCAUUAUUUAUGCUCUGAAGUAUGCUCUGAAGCUUUUUCUAGAAGUUGUCAAACUAAUCAGUGUGUUUCCGGGAGAGAGGACAAUAGUAGACAAUAUGUUAGAAAAUGUGCCCAAUGUUUAAAAAAAAUAAUGAAUGAGAAAUGUUUAUUUUGGGAAACCAUGGAUUUUUGUAAAGAAGAAUGUCUGGAAAAAUAUCAAAUUAAAUUAGGUUCCAAUUGUGCAAAUUGUAAAGAAAAUGUAAUUUCCAAUAGUUUAGGAAAAUAUUGUGUUAGAUUCGGUCAUGACAUUAAACAGUUUUGCUCUUCAUCUUGUUUGGAAGAAUAUAAAAAGGGCUUGAAAGUUUGUAGUUAUUGUCAAAAAGAUAUUUCAAAUGGAUUGGAAGGAUUUUUGGCUCCUAUCGGUGAUAAAGGCCUAUUCAAAGAUUUCUGCUCUCAAAUUUGUAUGGAGAAAUAUGAGAAAAUGAGUGGGAAUUCAUCUCAUUUGGAUGUUGCAGAACUAUGUGCAGUGUGCAGCAACAAAAAACCUGUUAAGAUAGAGGUAGAAUUAGAUGGUAAAAAUAACAAACUGUGCAGUGAACCUUGUUUUGCUGCUUUUAAAUUUGUCAAUAAUGUAAUAGAAGGUCAGUGUGAUUUGUGUAAAAAAUAUUUCGAUCAAGCAAAGCAUGAAAAAUUUAGGGUGUUUUAUAGUGAAAAUCCACUAUCGUUUUGUUCUAAAAUCUGCAUGAACGUCUACAUACUGGCCAACAGAAAAAUAGUACCAUGCAGCUGGUGCAAAGUUAAAAAGUAUGAUUUUGAUAUGAUCAGAAAGGUUGAUUCUUUAGGUUUAACACUGAUGAUGUGUUCUCUUAACUGCCUUACUUUGCAUAAAUUAGCAAUAAAUGCAUCCUGUUCAAGGCACGUCAAUUGCGAUUUAUGCAUGAAUUUCAGUCCGGCACAAUUUCAUCUGACUAUGCCUGAAGGCAUUAUUCGAAAAUUUUGUUCCUACAAUUGUGUCUUGGCAUAUCAGAGCAAAAAUUCCCAAUCAGCAGCCUCGGGAAAUUCUGAAAUUGAAGACGUUAGCUCUUUAGUCUCAAACGGAAAUCUAAAACGAAUUCUUUCGCGACCACCUCAAAUUGAAUCUCCUUUUCCCGUUAUUUCAGCCGUGCAAUCCUUGGCAUCAACAGAUUCCAAUAGUUCUACAAAGAUUUUUCCCACGUCAACAACAGAAGUUGAUUUGUCUUCUGAAACCAGUGCAAUUUCUCAGCCGACCACGAGUCAUAAUUUAAGUACAACAAAGUCUUCAUCGUCUCAAAUUUACCAACAAAUAAUUACAAAACCUGCUCCUACGAAGGAAAUGAAAAACAAAGCUAUUUUAUGCAAACCUUUUGGCCACACAAAAGGUAUUUCUUGUCGUCCUCAUCCCUGUAUGAAAGAAACACAAACAGACCAAAGUUUAAACCGAAAGUUUCUAAUACCGAUUCCCGUACCUAUAUACGUGCCAGCUCCAAUGUUUAUGUUUUCAACUCCUUUUCCUGUUCCCGUUCCAUUUCCACUACCAAUACCCGUUCCCAUAUUCAUUCCAACCACGAGGAAUUCGGCAAAAGGGAUAUUGAAAGAAAUUAAAAAAAUUCAAGAAAAAAUUCCUACCGAUCCAUUUGAAGCGGAAUUAUUAAUAAUGGCAGAAAUGGUGGCCGAAGAUAAAAAACAAGAUCCUACCGAUUCAGAAAGCGAUGAAGGAAAUGACGGAGACGAAAAUGCAGAAGGUACAUUUAGUCCUGAAAACGUGGAUACCAAUAAUACUUUCGGGGACGAUAUGUUACAAAUGGCCUUGAAAAUGGCUUCAGAACUAGAGGAGCCUCCGGUAGAUAUGGAAUCAGUUCUGACAUCGAACACUAUCACGACUAGUUCGCAACCUCCUGUCGAUGCAAAUAAAUCAUUGUACGAUCAGGUAAACGUUAUGGCCAUGAGCAGAGGUCGAAAGCGUUCUAGCCGAGGAAGUCGUAAUAGUUCUGCAGGAACACCUAGUAAAAGAGGUCGACGGACCAGUGGCUCCGUGGAUGUACCUUUAAUAUCUGCUCCUGAACCUGUCCCACCGCCACGAAUCGAAGUUGAAAAACCUGAUGCUAAUUUAUGUCUUAAGUAUACAUUCGGAGUAAACGCUUGGAGGCAUUGGGUUUUGCAAAAAAAUGCCGAAUUGGAAAAGGCGGCAUUAACAAAUAGAAAAAUAAAGCUUUUCAAACCGGAAUUAUUGCAAUUGACAGCAGACGAAUUAAAUUUUUCCCUCUGUCUUUUCGUCAAGGAAGUUAGAAAACCGAAUGGGACGGAAUAUGCUCCGGAUACCAUUUAUUACCUGUGUUUGGGAAUUCAACAGUACCUUUUCGAAAAUGGGAGAAUAGAUAAUAUUUUCACAGAUUCUUAUUAUGAAAAAUUUACAGAUUGCCUGGAUGAAGUGGCUAAAAAAUUUGCAGCUUUGUACAAUGACUCUCAGUACAUUGUCACCAGAGUGGAAGAAGAACAUUUGUGGGAGAGUAAACAAUUGGGUGCUCAUUCGCCUCACGUUCUUCUCAGCACUUUAAUGUUCUUCAAUACGAAACAUUUUAAUUUAGUGACCGUCGAAGAACACAUGCAAUUAUCAUUUUCGCAUAUAAUGAAACAUUGGAAAAGGAAUCCUAAUACGUCGGGAGUGGCUAAAGUUCCAGGAUCGCGAAACGUCCUUUUAAGAUUUUAUCCCCCUCAAUCAGCUUUGGAAGCUAAUUCCAGAAAGAAAAAAGUGUACGAGCAACAGGAAAACGAAGAAAAUCCUCUUAGAUGUCCGGUCAAGCUUUACGAAUUUUAUUUGUCAAAAUGUCCCGAGAGCGUAAAAACAAGAAACGAUGUAUUUUACCUCCUACCGGAAAGAUCAUGCGUUCCCGACAGUCCCGUAUGGUAUUCAACAAUGGCUCUCGGUAAAGAACCUCUCAUGAAGAUGUUGCAUCGUGUAAAAAUGGUCAAGGAGAUAAACAUAGCUUUGCUCAGUUGUUAA